This is a messenger RNA of Hyposmocoma kahamanoa, 5319 nucleotides long. It is a transcript of the gene SLO2, whose product is annotated as potassium channel subfamily T member 2. Gene Ontology annotation, biological process: potassium ion transport. The transcript has 24 exons. Lineage: Eukaryota; Metazoa; Arthropoda; Insecta; Lepidoptera; Cosmopterigidae. Gene Ontology annotation, molecular function: intracellular sodium-activated potassium channel activity. Bases 404 to 4819 code for a protein of 1471 amino acids. Gene Ontology annotation, cellular component: membrane. The record is from RefSeq and is a predicted model, not a curated record.
GAGUGGAAGUGUGACAAAGAUAAAUUGGUGGAAAGACAAUUUUGAACUAAAUAACAGUGAAAGCCGUUAUUGAUAGUUUACCAAUUUACCUAAGUUUUAGUCCUUCCCGACAAUCAUAAGCGGCACCACGUUCCGCCACAGCAAACUACGUUAUUCCAACCACUUCUCAUCACGAAGUUCGCCGCUAAAUGUGCGAGGGCAGUCGGCAAAGGCAUCGUCAUUGAGCCGCAUCGAAGCCUCGCCAAGGCUGGCUGCAGGGUCGGAAUGCGGCCGCGGCGGGGCCAACGCGGCCGUAUGCGGCGGCGGCGGCGCCCGCCCAGGCUACGGAUACGAGGCGCUCUCUGCAGCGAGUGACGGCAGUGAGGCCGAUCACGACGAGGGACCCGAAUAUGCAGCUUUUGAAAUGGAAUUCUCCGGCGGCGGAGAAUCCGCUGAGGGCCCGUCCUCUCGAGGCUCCAUCAAAGUAAACUUUCCGCCCGAAGUGGAACUGGAGAGGCGGCCAACGACCACCGCUGCCCUAGCUACGGGUGCCACGUACCAUCGAGGCCGUGGGCGAUCUAUGAGCGCCUGGAGUGACAUCAGCCGCUCCAGUAUACGCUUUGAAGAAAGAGUACGGGUUGAAUACUACGUUAACGAAAACACUUUUAAAGAAAGACUGCAACUAUAUUUUAUAAAAAAUCAACGGUCGAGUUUACGCAUUAGAAUAGCAAAUUUAUUUUUCAAACUAUUGGCCUGCGUCUUGUAUAUAUGCCGUGUUUGCGCUGACGGAGAUCCAAUAACCGCUUCCUGUUAUGGAUGCAUGCCUGGCAAUAAGACUGAAUUUGAAUAUUCGGCCAACUUAACAGAAGAGGAAUUCCAGGAGCAUCCGAUUAUCAACUGGGACGGAAUAAUAUGGGUCAACAGGCCACUUUAUUUGUGGAUAGUGCAAGUCAUACUUGCAAUGAUUUCUUUUACCGAAGCUAUAUUACUUGCUUACCUGGGAUACAAGGGAAACAUAUGGCAGCAGGUGUUAUCAUUCCACUUCAUACUAGAAAUGGUGAACACAAUACCGUUUGCAUUAACUCUUUUAUUCCCACCUAUGCGCAAUCUGUUUAUACCAGUGUUCCUGAAUUGUUGGCUCGCGAAACGAUCACUCGAAAAUAUGUUUAACGAUUUACACCGAGCUAUGCAAAAGUCCCAAUCAGCAUUAUCACAACAACUGAUGAUCCUGUGCGUUACAUUACUGUGCCUCGUCUUCACGAGUGUUUGCGGUAUCCAGCAUUUUCAACGAGCCGGACACAGACAUCUUAACCUCUUUCAGGCCACUUACUUUGUGGUUGUAACAUUUUCUACCGUGGGCUAUGGUGACUUUGUACCAGAUAUAUGGCCUUCACAGCUAUAUAUGGUUAUAAUGAUUGGAGUAGCGCUGGUUGUAUUGCCUACACAGUUUGAACAACUAGCAUUCACAUGGAUGGAACGGCAGAAAUUGGGUGGAUCAUAUUCAUCUCACCGUGCACAAUCCGAGAAACACGUCGUCGUCUGCUCCACGACUUUGCAUGCUGACACCAUUAUGGAUUUCCUGAAUGAAUUCUACGCACACCCCUUACUGCAGGAUUAUUACGUAGUUCUUUUAUCGCCCAUGGAACUGGACACAACAAUGAGAAUGAUACUUCAAGUACCAAUCUGGGCACAAAGAGUGAUUUACAUACAAGGAUCAUGUCUGAAAGACACAGAUCUAAUAAGAGCCCGAAUGAACGAAGCUGAAGCCUGCUUCGUAUUAGCCGCCAGAAAUUACGCAGACAAGACAGCUGCUGACGAACACACUAUCUUGAGGUCUUGGGCCGUGAAAGACUUUGCACCUGAUGUACCACAAUAUGUUCAAAUAUUUCGACCGGAGAAUAAAUUGCACGUUAAGUUCGCAGAGUUCGUCGUUUGUGAAGAUGAAUUCAAAUACGCGCUGUUAGCCAAUAACUGCACUUGCCCGGGCGCUUCUACUCUCGUCACGCUUUUACUGCACACCAGCAGAGGACAAGAAGGGCAACAAUCUCCCGAAGAAUGGCAUCGCUUAUACGGGAAAUGUUCAGGAAAUGAAAUUUAUCACAUUGUUCUUGGCGACAGCAGAUUCUUUGGGGAAUAUGAAGGCAAAAGUUUUACUUACGCAAGUUUUCAUUCCCAUAGAAAGUACGGUGUGGCCUUAGUUGGUGUGCGUCCAGCAGAACUUCCAGAAUUUUAUGAAGAAACUAUAUUACUAAACCCGGGACCGCGCCAUAUUAUGAAAAGUAGUGACACUUGUUACUAUAUGAGCAUUACAAAAGAAGAGAAUUCUGCUUUUGUGGUAUCUGAAAAACAAACGGAACCCAAACCAACAAUACCAAAAGACCAAACUGCGUGUAGUCUUCUAUCUACGGAGAAGAAAUCGGGAGAUGCUGAGGAAGGAUCAGGCCAGCAGAAGAAACCAGACGGUAGUAACGUCGCUCAGUACGAACUUCCACAAGUGAUUCUCCAAGCUCCCGCGAGUACCACACCAAACGCAUCGCCAUCACGCAUCAAACAAGCUAAUACUGUUCCAUCCGCUAAUUUCACUGUUGCUAGCUGUAAAUAUGGUGAGGUUGCAUCAACGUCAGAUUCACGCACGUGCUUGAAGGACUCGCCGGGUACAGACAGUGUCACCGAUAGUCACUUACUUCUGCCAAAACCAGACAACACAAACUUUUUGAGUCCUGAUGCCAUUAACUAUCGCCGAGGCAGCAGAAGACCGUCUAUAUUACCAGUUCCUGAUAUGGUAACUAGCAGUUUAAAUAUAGCCUCUGACAAUCAAGACGAAGAAGGUGAAGGAGACGAAAGUGAGGAUGAGCUUGAAGAUGAUGUGCCUUGGAGAUCUCCUUCUGAGAAAAUAGCAGAUGACUUCACCACCAGCAGCUUCUCGUCUCUGGCAGCCAGCGAGAUCACACACAGUGCUUGGCGAAAUGAUUUCUCCAGGAUUGUGAAGGGAUUUCCACCCGUAUCACCUUUCAUUGGAGUUAGCCCGACGCUAUGUUACUUACUGAAAGAAAAGAAACCACUGUGCUGCUUACAACUGGCGCAGGUGUGCGAGCAUUGCGCUUAUAGAAACGCUAAAGAAUAUCAAUGGCAAAACAAAACCAUCAUCCUCGCCGCUGAUUAUGCCUCCAAUGGAAUUUACAAUUUUAUUAUACCGCUAAGAGCCCAUUUUAGAUCCAAAACAUCUUUAAAUCCGAUUAUCUUACUUCUGGAAAGAAGACAUGAUAUAGCAUCUAAAAAUGCUAUAUCCUAUUUUCCAUUGGUGUACUGGAUGCUCGGUUCAAUCGACUGUUUAGAUGAUUUAUUGAGGGCUGGAAUUACCUUGGCAGAAAAUGUAGUUGUGGUGAAUAAAGAGUUAUCGAAUUCCGCAGAAGAGGACAGCCUCGCUGAUUGCAACACGAUAGUUGCCGUGCAGACCAUGUUCAAAUUUUUUCCAUCAAUCAAAUCUAUAACCGAACUAUCGCAAUCCUCAAAUAUGCGGUUCAUGCAAUUUAGGGCUCAUGACAAAUACGCGCUGCACCUCUCGAAAAUGGAAAAACGAGAAAAAGAGCGCGGUUCUCACAUUUCAUACAUGUUUCGCUUGCCGUUCGCGGCGGGAUCAGUAUUCUCCGCAUCCAUGUUGGACACGCUAUUGUACCAGGCUUUUGUGAAAGACUACGUGAUUACAUUUGUCCGAUUGCUGCUAGGGGUUGAUCAAGCACCCGGAUCUGGUUUUCUAACUUCUAUGAAAAUAACAAAAGAAGACAUGUGGAUUCGCACAUAUGGUCGGCUGUACCAAAAGUUGUGUUCAACUACUUGCGAGAUCCCUAUAGGGAUCUAUCGCACACAGGACACGAGUUUAGCCGAUCCCUCUCACCACUUGCAGCAGCAGGACGAGUGUGAGGGUGGAGGCUUCCCGGCGUGCGGGCGCCGGGAGGCCACCAGCUGCCUCGGCAGCUGCUAUGGAGAACGUACGCCGGCGUACUCUACAAGCUUGGCCGACGAAGCAAGAGAUAAUCACGCUCAACAAAUUGAGAGAGCUGAAAUUGCUAAUUUAGUACGAUCAAGAAUGGAAUCAUUGAAUCUUACUGGAAUUGAUUACGACGACGUUAGUGAGAAACGAAAUAGUUUAUCUUACGUCAUAAUAAAUCCUAGCUGUGAUUUGAACCUGCAAGAAGGUGAUAUUAUAUAUUUGGUCCGUCCAUCACCAUUUUCUGCACAAAAAACAUUCGAACGCCAUAAUAGCCGAAGGAAAUCGAACAUCAGUUUCUGUUCUCAAGCACUAAUCCAAGCACAAGGAGUUGCAAGUCGUAGAGGCUCUGGAAUUGGAGCAAGUUUUAGUCAACCUCGUGCGCCUCCACUAUCGACCACAAAAGCUAACUCUCUGUCCCUGCCGGAUAGUCCAACUAUAAUUACGGACUUCAGGGGUCGUUCGAACUCAUUGAGAGUUGUCGACGAUAUACUAUUAAGACGGUCUAAUUCUCUUCGCCAAGGAUUAAGUGGCGUUGGCUCUCGCCGGAGGAAGAGCAGCCUUGAAGAGAUCGGCAUAUCACAUUUCAAUUCCCUGCUACAAUACCAACAGCAGCAGCAACAACAACAACAGAAUGCUAACGCUAUCAAAAUAGCCCUCAAUGGUAGCAUCGGAUUAGAAGUAACACCUCCUGAAGAGAAUCCUACAGAUCGAAUCCUUGGACAAGGCUUGCCUCUUGAUGGUUACCAAGAAGUAGCUGCAGCACUGCCGUCAACUUCAAUGGGCCCCACACUUCCACCACCGGUGGCUUCAUCUCCCGACCCUCAACACUUACAAGGAACUAUUGUAUGAUACCACCUAAUGUGGGGACGUCGACUCAGUUCCGUGGUCAGAAAUAAAUGGACCUAAGAAGGAUACAAUCAUGCCAAAACUAUUCUUUCGGGUUUCUUCGUCGAUACACGAGUCAUUUAUUCUGAUCUCUGUAGAACUGAUAAAAUUCUCUAGCGUCUCUACUUGUGCACGUAGUGUUAAAUGUGUAGAAUAAAUGUAUUUUUUAUGACGAAUUAGUUAUGUAGACUGGUGGUAAAAGAGCUGUGUAUUGUAAGCGGGAUCAACUAGUUAACUAUGUAAAGGGGCUAAAUGUUCACGAAGCUGAAUGUAAAUAAAUAUUAGGCAUGCUUUUUAAAAUCUGUGCAUUAAAUUGUAAAUAAAAGGAAAGUCAUUUUAUAUUGACUGCCUACAAAUAAUAUUAAAUUAAAUUAUGAAAGUAGUUUGUAAUUAUUAUAAAUUUCUGUUUUAGGCUUAACUGACCAAAAAGAAAAAGUACCUAUAUCAAUUUAAAGUCGACAACA